Molecule: messenger RNA, 1242 nt
Organism: Adineta steineri
Lineage: Eukaryota; Metazoa; Rotifera; Eurotatoria; Adinetida; Adinetidae
Source: the annotation of a GenBank genome assembly
AUGGCUGACUUCGGAAUGGCGAUACUGACACAGCAACUUAUCGAACAAAACUUUGAGAAACAGCGACAAAUUGAUAGUGUAAUUCAACAAGAAUGUUUAGCUGCUAUAAAUAUAGUAGAAAAUGGGAUUGUCCAAGAAAAUAUUGAUAUUUCUCAUGGCCUCGAAUCUUUUCCUGGUCUCGAGAAUGAUGCACAAACAAGACGUUUUUUUCAGUUUGUAUCAGCUGCUACAAAUUUUGCCAAAAUGAACUUUGCGAAACGUUUACGGCAUUUACCUGAACUAAUUAAUUCGAUUAAACAAUUACUUAUUGAAAUGAUAAAGGAGAUAAAUGAUUUUGCUGAUACAGCUCGUGAACUACAAGAUCUAAUACAUUCUUUUAUUCAACUAGUUGCGAAUACCCAACGAAAUAUGGCGUUGGUAAUCCCACAUUUGCAAGAAUCGAUCAAUCAUAUAGAAGUUAUCGCUGAUGCUUUGAAGCCUAGUUCAACCGAACCAUUAGAAAACCGGGAUAAAGAAGAUAUUAAAAUUGCUUUAGAAGGUAUGUCAACUGGCAUCGAAAAAUUACUUGAAUUGGCACGAACAUCAAAAAAAGAAAGUAAUAAUCUUGAUGAAAAAAUUGCUAUCAUGAAAGGCAAUAUCCAACAAAAACAGAUUGUAAUAAAAGGGCGGCUAGAAGUGGCCCAAUUGGCUCCUUGGCUAGGACUGACAGUUGGCGGUUUUGGAGGCUUUGCAGCUGCUGGAGCAGCAAUUAGUGUGGAAGCAUUAGGUGGUGCUGGUGUAAUCAUAGUUGGUGGUAUGGCCUUUCCUCCUGUAUUUGCUCUACUUGUCGCAGCUUUGUUAGGUGGAAGUAUUAUUGGAAGUGUCGUUUUACUCGUAAACAAGCUUUGGGCCAAACAUAAUACAACAGCACUUGAUUAUUUAAACAAAAUACUUGAUCUCUUAGCUAAGUUAAGCAAUGCUAAUCUUGAUUUUUCUAGGUACAUGAACAAAGCAGAACUUGGUGCAUACAAAAUUCUAAAUGAAACAGAUCAAAUUCAGCGAACAAUAACAAGUGGUAGUGAACGUUAUCGAAAACUUAAUAUACAAAUAUGUACCCAAGCAAUUGAAUCGACAAAAGCUAUGAUUACGUGUAUUGACGAGAUUGGAAACGUCGAUAUGUCAGAAUGGACAAAUAGUUCAACCGUCUUAAAUCAUGUAUCGUCGAUGAAUACGGCAUCUCCAACCAAAGCUAUUAAGAACUGA